GCCCCGCCCGGCCCUCCUGGAGGGCAGGUUCCAGAAGCUGUUCCAGGCGGGGCUGCCGGGUGGUGUGGAGUCGCUCCCUCCUCUCACAGAACGUGCCCAGGCAAGGCCAGUCGCUCGCCAUGUCCGCUAUGGAGGCGGCGGAUGUUUUCCACAGAGCCCGGGGCAGGACCCUGGACGCGUUUUCCUCAGGAAAACUUUUUGGAGACAAAAAAUGUCUAUAUGGAAAUCAACAACUUUGGGGCAGCCAGGAGCCCCUUCCAGAAAAGGAACGGGAAUGGAAAGGUCCAUUCUACUUCGUCCAAGGCGCAGACACUCAGUUUGGACUGAUGAAGGCCUGGUCCACCGGGAACUGUGACGCUGGCGGUGACGAGUGGGGGCAGGAGAUCCGUCUCACGGAGCAAGCUGUUGAGGCCAUCAACAAGCUGAACCCUAAACCCAAAUUCUUUGUUCUGUGUGGUGACCUCGUUCAUGCCAUGCCAGGAGGAAAGGGGAAGGCGGGAGGGAAGAGGAAAGGAGCAAGCGAGGAGGAGCCGGAGGAGGAAGUUCUUGGAUACAUAAGCAGCAGAUGCUUCUGGAACUCUCUUCCUUCUCCCCGACCCUCACUUAGUACCGUCCUGUCUCAGGCAGGCCCACAGCCCCGUGACCAAGUCUAAGAACUCCAUGGCGGCAAGAACAGACCAGGGACCUGCAGCGAGUACUGAAAGCCGUCGACCAGGACAUCCCACUGGUGAUGGUCAGCGGCAACCAUGACUUGGGCAAUGCCCCCACAGCCGAGACUGUGGAGGAGUUCUGCCAGACAUGGGGAGACGACUACUUCAGCUUUUGGGUCGGGGGCGUCCUGUUCCUGGUGCUCAACUCCCAGUUCUUGUACGAUGCCUCCAGGUGCCCCGCACUGAAGCAGGCCCAGGAUCACUGGCUGGACCAACAGCUGAACAUUGCAGAGCAGAAACAGUGCCAGCACGCCAUUGUCUUCCAGCAUAUCCCGCUAUUCCUGCAGAGUAUUGAUGAAGAUGACGACUACUUCAACCUCACUAAGACCGUCCGUAAGGAACUGGCCGAAAAGCUCACCAGAGCAGGUAUCAGAGCUGUGUUCUCCGGGCACUACCACAGGAAUGCCGGGGGAACCUACCAGAAUCUUGACAUGGUAGUUUCAUCUGCUAUCGGGUGCCAGCUGGGCAAAGACACCCACGGGCUCCGUGUGGUGGCCAUCACUGCGGAGAAGAUUGUUCAUCGUUACUACAGUUUAGAUGAGCUGAGCCAGGGUGGGGUCGAGGAGGACCUGAAGGAGCUGCUGAAGGAGUGACUGGCUCCCACAGAGUCCACCCAGCCUUCACACCAUCACCUUCCAUUUUGCCAGAAUAAUCUCAGCCCCUUAUAGAAAUGUCUGAGCAGAAAGGCGGGCUUGUAAACAGAUGUGCUUUCACAUCAGUCAAACUGCUGGGUCCUACCCUUAUUUCAAAAGAGAACUGCCUUUCCUUGAUAAGACAGCUACGGGUGUUUUCUAAUUGUGGUGUGAGACUUCCCACGUGAUGUUUGGGUGAAUUCUUCUCAUUGUGCAGCUUUUAACUCUGCCCUUGAAUCUACUGUUUCUGACUUCAAUAACCACCUACUGCCCUCAAUCCCAACUCAGUACCCAAGAGUGAUCUUAAUAAUUCCUCCAACAUCCCCCCACCCCACCCCCAGUCCCAGGGCCACAUAGGUUUGUCGUCAUUGUAACAGAUAGCGUCAUAGCCAUCAUUGACUGCAACUUUCAGGACUCUCAUUACUGCUGAUGCUAUGAACACCGUGCAGGGAGUCCACGCCAGGCUGUUUGCCUUUCUGAUGACAAACGUCACCUCAGACAUGUGCAGACUCUGUUCCAGAAGACCAGAAUGGAAGCAGCAACUUGAAGACCCUGUACAGCCCACAUGUUUCCCUGUGUGUAUUCUCCCGAUGCAGGCGGCCCACCCCGUUGUCAGCUAUGACGUGGCGGGAAAGCUGGUCUUGACACAGACCUCUCCCAAGAAGAACACAGAACUGUGUCAUUGGGUAUAAUUUACAUUAUACCAUGUUAUUUGCCACUUACAUAACACUAUUCCUGGACAGAAAAGAGUGUGAGUUUCUUAAAAUCCUUUUCAUCAUGGAAUUCGCUCUUCUGCCUCCCCUGGGAGCUCUGACCUCUGUGGAAUUUGCUCUGUGUGCCAGCCAUCCUGGUGCCUAAGUAACCAGGGCCACUACAUCCUGCCAAGGAAGUUUUACAGUAUCCUGCAGCGACACUAUAGAAUCUGAAACCAACUUUAAAAACCCACUGGUUAUAAAUGAACCGCAAAGCCCACUAAAUUAGAAAACUUUCUUGUUAAAAGGUUUUAGUCAAUGUAGCAAAACCAUGAGAAAUUAAAUAAAAAGAUAAUUGGAUAUGUAAAUUCAUAAGGAACAAAAGAUACAAGAAGUUAAUUAUUUUAUAUAUUAGUGACACACCAGAGCCCAUUAUUAGGAAGCACAAGAAAAGUAAUUUUUCAAACCAGAGUGAUCUUGCAGUGCUUGGCUGUGUUCCUAUUUGUUUUUGUUUCUUACAGCAGAGUAUAAGAGAUCAGGAGAGGUCCCUGGUCCUAAAAUGUAUAGGCUUGAUUCAAUGACAAGAGAAAGAUUAGUCAUAGUGGGCUGAAGGCAUGCCCCUUGUCCAAGCUGCAUAAGGAAAACGCAGCCUUAGAAUGGGGACAAGGAUAUGGGAUAGAGCAAAGGAAACGAAGUAAGUGCUUGUCCUCAAAACACAUACGUUUCCGAGCUGACUCAGAAACCUAGCAUGUGCUAAGGAUGGCCUGGCGUUGCCAGUUUUCAACAGAACAGCGGUAUCCCUGUGGGGCCUGCUGAUGUGGGGAGCAAAAGUGUGUAAUCUAUGUAACUCAGAUAGCAAGACACUAUUCUGUUCUCUCCUAGGCCUUUUCUUAAAAAAUAAAAAUAAAAUAAAAAUAAAAAACAAUAAAGACUUCCCACAUG
Molecule: messenger RNA, 2976 nt
Organism: Mus musculus (house mouse)
Lineage: Eukaryota; Metazoa; Chordata; Mammalia; Rodentia; Muridae
Gene: Cpped1
Product: calcineurin-like phosphoesterase domain containing 1
Exons: 6
Coding region: 731-1303 (190 amino acids)
Cellular component (GO): cytosol; plasma membrane; cytoplasm
Molecular function (GO): protein serine/threonine phosphatase activity; hydrolase activity
Source: RefSeq, a predicted model, not a curated record